GUACCUACUGCCUACCCCUGCUUCUACCUUUGCUCUAUUUCUCUGCCGCCAUGGCUGAACCGGAGCAUCUCGCGAUGACAUACAACGACAUCCACAAGCUCAUCAAGGCAUCUGCUGAGAAAAUAGCGGAAUUCAAGCCGGACCUUUUCAUUGCUAUCGGCUUUUUCCCUGCGCGCGUCUUGCGUACAUUUUUGAAAGACGCUUCGACGAAGCGCAACAUCCCCAUUUAUGCCAUCGGCUUGUCGUUGUACGAGUCCCUUCCGGGAACGACUGCAGAGCAGAUCGGCGCCCAGGUUGUCCGGACACAGUGGCUAGGCCCUGAGACUCAAAAAAUCCUUCUUGGAAGGAGGGCUCUUAUUGUGGACGAAGUCGACGACUCUCGCAAAACGCUCCAUUACGCUGUUUCGGAACUCAAGAAAGACGUAGACCGGGAGCUCGAGAAGCUCCCUACCUCUGAACGCGAGGCACUGGCCGCUAAAACCGAAUUUGCGGUGUUCGUCGUGCACAACAAGCUGAAGCCAAAAUUAGCUGAGCUGCCUGAGGGCGUGCAAUACUUCGUUGGCGCCAACGUUGAGGAUGUUUGGUUGGAUUAUCCGUGGGAAGCAGAAGACAUCGACGAGCAUGACCGACUGGCAAAGUCUAGUAAAAAGGUCGCAUGAAAUGACAGCCUGAUAGCUCGUAAUGUAAGAGAUACGCCUGGGCACGAUUCGUAGACUCGUUAGGCCUGUACUAUUGGUAUCCGAUCUCUGUGAUCUCCUUGUCCCUUUUGGACAUGUUCGUGCACCGCACGCGUUUGCGAGCGAAGUCGUCAAUUUCAUCCGUCGGUUACACUUGUCCGAAGAAAUUCAUUGUAAUCGUAAUCGAGCGCAGCUUCUCAAUCC
Messenger RNA from Gloeophyllum trabeum ATCC 11539, 881 nucleotides. Its product is annotated as PRTase-like protein. Bases 51 to 659 code for a protein of 202 amino acids. NCBI's taxonomy places the organism in Eukaryota, Fungi, Basidiomycota, Agaricomycetes, Gloeophyllales, Gloeophyllaceae. Gene Ontology annotation, biological process: XMP salvage; hypoxanthine metabolic process; GMP salvage. The transcript is spliced from 9 exons. The record is from RefSeq and is a predicted model, not a curated record. Gene Ontology annotation, cellular component: cytoplasm. Gene Ontology annotation, molecular function: hypoxanthine phosphoribosyltransferase activity.